Penicillium bovifimosum is the source of this 834-nucleotide messenger RNA. RefSeq lists its product as uncharacterized. The coding region runs from base 1 to 834 and encodes 277 amino acids. The record is from RefSeq and is a predicted model, not a curated record. Lineage: Eukaryota; Fungi; Ascomycota; Eurotiomycetes; Eurotiales; Aspergillaceae. The transcript has 2 exons.
AUGCCGAAGCUGGCUCUUCCGCGUGUGUCUCCCACCACAAAGCGCGUCUCUGCGGGGCGGUUCUUUGCUUCGGUUUCGCGACAGCGACUGGCACAACCGCGUCAUGGUCUUCUCAAUGAGCCCUGGCUACCCCCAGCCUCAGUCUCUCCUCUCCCAACUACAUAUUUCUUCUCACCGACACGGGUACGAAGGGAACUGGACGGACCCGGUCCCCUGAAGAACGACCACAAACCGCCAGACGAAAGAACAUUGAAGCUGGGAGAGAUUGCAUGGAGCAGCAUACCACUUGUCGGCAACGUGAAACUCCAGAUUCUGAGCGAAAGGAUCGUACGUUCUGGUACACUUCUCGAUCCCACACAUCAUGGUAGCCACCACGAUUGUGGCGAUGAGCGCCUAAUUGUACGCUGGAAGACCGAACCACGAACAGAAAGCGGGCCUUUUCAUAGCCCAGCCUCGUCAUCGAAUACCGCAACUUCGUCACCAGACACACAAACCAACCCUCUCUCAGGUUCUACGAAGGGGACCAAUAAGGGCUUAAGUAUGCUCCUCGGCGGCGAUGAGCCUAUCUUCAAACUGUCACAGGAGGAUCAAUUUGACGGCCUUUUUAUCUUCUCUUUCGACGAGGAAGGGCGCAUUUUGACACAUACCAUCGAGCACGCCGAUCAAGCCGACGGAUGGGACCGGACCGCCAAGUUCGUGACUUUGACUGACUGGCUUAUUGGCAAGGCGCGUGGCUCUUUGGAUCCUGUUGCGAACCCGGGACUGGCCAUGGAGACUUAUCAAAAUCAAGGAUUUGCUCCUGGCAAUCGUCGGAGAAGAUCAGUGCUGAACUAA